This is a messenger RNA of Porites lobata, 17088 nucleotides long. Lineage: Eukaryota; Metazoa; Cnidaria; Anthozoa; Scleractinia; Poritidae. The record is from the annotation of a GenBank genome assembly.
AAGGGAGUCGACGCGGAAGCGUUGGAGAGGAAAAAAACCCGUCGAUUUCUUGAGAAAUUUUCACACUUUGAGCUGUUUUUUAUCAGUCUUGCAGUCAUGGGCUGAUUCAAUCUUCUCACCAAGUGUUUCAUUAUGCCGAGCUGUGACGAGAUUGAAGCAAAGAUGGCCUCCACUUAGCUGCAUGUUCGUUGCAGGAUUCCUGAAUUUUAGGUAAGCUUAAAUAAUCAAACUUUCUUUCCUUGAUUUCAGAAGGCUCCUUGAUUUCAGAAGGCCUCUCUGCUGUUUUUAUGUUCGAGAAGAAAACUGCAACUCAUGAGUUUUCUAUUAGUCCCUAAGACAUCUGUAAACAAUGAUCUUUCUGCAGUCGAGUACACGAAGACAGAUCGCGUGACUCUAAAAGAGUCUAUUGAAAUGCGUUGUAAAUUACUUCAGAAGUAGCCAGACGUAAAACAGCUUCUAUCGUAGGCUUUGUAGGCACCUUAUUUAUAAGCGGCCAUUUUGAUUUCAUCCUUUGAAAUGGCCAGAAAUUUAAGAGAUUUACCAUCACGUUUACGGCAGAUGACAGACGCCAGACUGAGGUUGUGAGUUUUUCAUAAUAAUUGUUUGGGAUUACAGUUAACCCUCUUGUAAGUUACCCCUCACUAUAACCGGACACCUAGAGUUGGUCUCUGCCUUUCUUUAUCGGUCAGUGUAAAACACAGACUGUGGACUAUCAAUUUCACCAUGCAAUUGAAAACAUGACAACAAUAAUCGACAUAAUCCCAUUGUUUUCUAACCUUAAAAACAAUGUGAGUGAGUGAGUAACUUUAUUUAAUCAGGGUAGCCCGUUCAGCAGCGAGGCUGGUAUCCAUAGGGGCCUUGAGAAGUAAAAAAGUAUACUAUUGAAAAAUUCGUAAGGUAUAUAUAUGAUUAAAAUAAACAAUAAUACUGUGAAAUAUCUAGCUAGGUCAAUAUAAAAAGUGUUUGCUAAGAGAUAAGAAAUUAAAAUUGUAAGGUAAAAUGCUCGGUCAGCAUCUUUUUAAAACUAUUAACAGACGUGGCACUUUUAACGUAAUUGGGUGAAGAAUUGAAAUAAAUAGCCCCUGGAUACUUAAAAGUUCUUUUGCCCAUGCUACUUUUGGGCUUUGGUGGGUGCAGGUCGUUUAACCUCCUAGUUGCAUAAUCCUGCAAAUCUGCAUUCCUUGUAAAAUAUUGCAUAAGAUACUUGGGUACUAGAUUAUUCAAACACUUAAGAACUAGAAUGAAUUUAUGCAUUUUUCUUCUGGAAGCUAGAUUUAACCAGUUUAGCACACAGAAAGUGUCAUUUGAGGUGUUCUUUCGUAAUAUAAUUCAAGCUGGACGUUUUUGUAGGCGGUGUAACUCUUUGCAACACCCCUGUAAGAUUUCCCCCCGCACAACAUCAGCAUAGUCAAAUGAUGGCUGCAAGAGUGAAGUGUAUACCUGUCUAGAGGCUUCCAGUGUAAGGCAUGAUUGUACAUGAGACAAAAGCCCUAGACUCCUACUGACUUUGCUGUUUACAUACUCGACGUGAUCUUUCCAAGAAAGGUUCUCAUCUAAAACAACACCUAAAUAGCUAAAUUUAGCUACUCUUUCUAAAGUCUUUCUGUAUAACUGUAUACAAUAAUUUGGUGAUUUGGCAAGAUUCUGUCAACUUCCAAAGAUCAUUGAUUUUGUUUUACUCUGAUUAAGGAUAAGCCUGCUACAUGUACUUUCCAUCCAUUGUACAACUCGAUUUAAAUCAUCCUUUACUACUCUGUCUAUUUCCGAUGUGCAAAGAUUCAUAGAAUACAUUACUGUAUCAUCGGCAUAGAACAUCAGAAAAGAACAGUUUUCUAAACACUGGGGCAGGUCAUUAAUGUAUAAAACAAAAAGCAGAGGCCCCAAAUUGAACCCUGAGGGACGCCAAAUGGAUGGCUUGUGUUGAGGACUCGUCAUUUCCAAAUUGCACUCUUUGAGUUCAUUUAGUAAGAUAGUUCCGGAACCAGUCCAGACUACUUCCUCUGACUCCGUAGUGUUCUAGCUUAAAAAGCAAGUAUUCAUGGUCGACCAAGUCGAAAGCUUUUUUCAAGUCAAUAUACACAGCUCCUGUAAUCAUUUGCCUAUCCAUAUGUUCCAAAAUAUAAUCAGUGAGGUAAACUAUUGCAGUUUCAGUAGAGUGCUUCUUUUGAAAACCCGAUUGGUAGAAUAGCAAUAAGUCAUGUUCUGUUAAAAAAGCCAAGAAUUGUUCUUGAAUAGCACGCUCCAUAAUCUUUGAUACCAGGGAAAGAACUGAGAUUAGUUGGUAAUUAUUGACAUCGUUCCUUGCUCCUGAUUUAAAAAUAGGUGUUUCUCUUGCGUCCUUCCACUCAGCUGGAAUAAGUCCUGUUGAAAUAGUAAGGUUAACCAGAUACAUCGAUCAUCGGUUUAGCGAUAACUGGAGCUGCGUCCUUCAAAAGUCUUGCAGUGAUACCAUCAAGACCCUAGGUUUUAGUCACCUUGAGUUUAGACAGCUCCUUCAAAACAAAGUUAGUUGACACCUUUUGAAGAACAAAGUUUUGCACAACUCUUGGAGUUAAAGUAUCAGGCAGCCUGGUCUUACUUUUGUGAUGACCACAUAGUUUCUCAGCAGUUGAGGUGAAAAACUCAUUAAAGCUAGUAGCCAUUAAAUUUUCAGAGGCUGGGGCAUUCGCAGUUUUGUGUUGCUUCUUGUUUGGUAAAAGCUUGUUCGGAGUAAAGAUCUCAUGUGGACACAAUGAUUGACUACUGGAGCUUACAAUCAGCUGCAGUCAUAAAUAAAUCCUUAAAAGAAUUCCAUGCGUUGUCAGGGUUUGCUUCAAGUUCAAUGAUAUCCCAUGGGAUACGAUUUAAGUCUGCUCUGAAUAAUUCAGGAUCAUAAUUUUAAUAGUUUUUCGUCUUCACUGUCUGUCCCCUGUCUUCACUGUUGGUCGGGGAAAUUUUAAUCUGUGAAGCUUUCUGAUACCAAUCAAAGGCUCCUAGGAGCAAGCUCAUGGAUGAAUUGAAUUACUGUAGAAAAGACAGUUCAAUAAUCAAAGAAAAACAUAUAAAUCUUUUUGAAAGGUUCAUUGUGUACGGACUUGCCAAAAUACAAAAAUUUCUACUUGCAAAGCAAAGAUCACUUUUUAAAAGCAAUUAUUAACACUUUUAAGUUGUAAAAUAAUUUGCUUUCUCAUGUGACUGUCAAACACUUUCCGAACGACAGUGCACUUUCUUGUAAAAUAGCCAACUUUUACAUACACGAGUUAAACCGUGGUUUUAAAAGUGCGAUGCUUUCAAAUAAAUGUUUCCAUAUGAUGAGUACGUAACGGUUAGUAUAUGCAGUACGAGCUAUAUUAAAUACAGAAUACAAGCGUUUAUGGCUAAAUUGAGGGUGCGUUCGAUUGGGAAAUCUGGAUUUAGAUUUUAAAAUCCGGAUUUCGGAUUUGCAAUCGAACGCGAAAUCCGAAAACGGAUUUCAACGCUGAGAUAUCUGUUUUUGGAUUUUCAUUUUUACCGUUCGAUUGGGAAAUCAGAAAAAGGAUUUGAAAAACUGUCCUUAAGAAAAGCGGUCUUGCACGCGCACACAUACUUAGCAAAAAGAAGACCACUGUUCACGAGAAUAGUUUUGCAAAUCCUUUUUCGGAUUUCCCAAUCGAACGGUAAAAGGGAAAUCCAUGAAAUCCAGAUUUGGAUUUCUUAAUUGAAAUCCACCCUGAGGACGGAUUUCUCGGAGGUGAAAUCGGUUUUCGGAUUCCUCAACGUCACUUUAACAAUUUGAGGACCGUUUUUUUGCAGUGAUUAUAAGGCUCUUUUGCUUAUUCGCUUUUCUCUUGACGAAAUCUCAUUGUCAGGCUGCAAUAGCUCUUUCACACUCCUGUUGAUCGCAUCUUCUCCAUAUCAAGUAUAAUAUCGGGAACAAAUGUGCACAAUUCGUCCAAAUAUACAACAAUGAUCCACGCUCAAUUAUUUCAAUUAUUUCAAAAGAAUUAAAUUUGCGGCUAAAGUACUAGUGGCGUUAAUAAGCCGUGUAGCUAGAACAAACUUUAAACUUGCUGCCAUCCUCAAUGUUGGUAUGUGACUUAGCUUGGUUGUCUGGGAGAAAGAAAAGUUUAUAUUCACUUGAGUUAUGCAUUUUCCAGCUUCCAAAAACUGAAGGCUGACCUGUUUGGCUGCCAUAUGUGGCUCUCCUGAUAAAUGGAGUACUGAAUAUUACACAAAGUAGGAGGUAAAUUGCCACAGAGCUGCAAGAACACGACUGACCCACCAUGUUGUUCAUGCCUAUUUGAACAAUAGUCCGCAGUCUGCAUUUUACACUGCCCCCUUUCUUCAAUUCUUUUAGUUGACUCAUCACAGACACAUGCUCUAAGUGAACCCAUUCACCUGUGGAAAUCUUGAAAGAAUGUGGAUCCAUAAUGGGUGGUUAUGGGUGGAUCUGAUGUGAAUGAGUUAAUACUGCCAAAUUCCCAUGACCUGUUGAAGGUCUUUCAGUGGAUUCCACUAUUACAAAAUAAAUUGUGGACUCAUUGGAAUAUACAGUUUGUAACAAAUAAAUUACUGAUUUUCUCAAGUGAGCACCCAAAAAUUAUGUCUAAUAGAAAGGGCACUUAUUUGGAAGAGGUCACUCAAAUUAAGUUUUCUUUGCCAGAAAUUGUUACUUUAUUUUAACUAAAUUUUUAAUAGAAAAACAACUUAAAAUUACAUCAUCCAUGUAAAUGUUAAUUCAAUAUUUUUGCCUUUCAUUUGUUAGAACGAUGGUUGCAGGUAAUCAAAUUUACCAUAAGCCCAUUACACACUGAACACCUUUAAAUGUAUUGGUGUGCAUGUUUAUUAUUGCAUUACUAUCAUCAUUGAUUCUCUCAUCAAUUAAGUGGAAAUAGAAACAUGUUUUCCAUGUAUCUGUACUAUUUAAGAAAGUGAAGGGUGGGAUGGAGGGGGAGUUUAUUCAAGAGGGGGACUUGUUUGAUAUUAUGGCCCACAAUGUGGGUACCUUUUUGGGGGAGGCCGCUUAUUAGAGACUGAGCUUAAAAUGUGGCAAUAUAAAUAUCGAAGUUCUGUACAUGAUACAAGCCUGAAGCUACAUGUACAAACCAUCAUAGAAUUGAAGUAACUCAAGGAAGGUGUUACAAAUAUGAAUGGAAAAAGAUUCCUUUUUGAAAUCCUGGAGAUGGUCACAGUUGCAAAGCUCACUAAUCAAAUACCCUGCUAUAGAAUAUCAUGUAUGUCUUGGCUGGGUAUUGGGUGGAGGGGGGAGGUUUAUUGACUAGUGAAUGACCAUAGCAUCAAACAGGCAGUGCAACAGCUCUGGUUCUCAAGCAAUAAUAAUAUGUAACUCAGGGAAAACUGCUCUUUGUCUUGACACUUGGGCCUUGAUUUUAUUUUAUAGGUUACUGCUACCGAUCAAUUCAAAUUUCAUGAUGUGUGGGUUUCAGAGGUCAAGGAUCCAUGUACCAAGCUUUGGUAAGACGUUUUGAAUUAUUUAAUAAUUUGCCACAACCAGAAUGUUAUUACCGCAGAAAGAAUGUUUGGUCUUAUAACAUUAAAAUAAAUUCCUUGUGGCAGUGGGCGAUGGGGAAGGAGAGGGACCCUGAAGGGAAGUUUGAGUGGGGGUGUACUGCCAUCCUAUUUAAACAAAAAAACCCUUCUCUUCCCGACCUUGUUAAAAUAAGGAAUCUCAUAUUUUCAUGACCCUUGUCCAUUUCCUAAAACUGGGGAAUGUACAUCUCAGUAUCCUCCAGACAUUGAAGUCCAGGACUCCCCUCCUUGUGUCAGCAUACCUGUGAGUAAUACUCAUUCAAAAGCAUCAUUAAUGCUAAAUAAAUUUAGGAUGAAAAGAGGUUAAUAUUCUGAAAAAUACACCUUUAAAAGGAAUGAGAUUGUUUAUGUGUAAUGCAAAUUUACAAAGUGCAUGUACCUCUACUUCAUCAAUAUCUUACAUUGUGGCUUUUUAUUUUGGGUUUUUUAAUUUUAGUGGUUUCUUUCAAGAUCCACAUACUGCUGUAAAGAGUAAAUGUGCCCCUCCUUUCUCACUCCCCCCAGUUAUAAAAACAUUACUGUAAAAAUAACCUCCACUGUAGUAAAAAAACUGGUAAAACCUGUCAGUGAGAACAGAUUUUACCAGUUUUUAAGUUAGUUUGGGUUUAGAGUUCUCUCUGUUUUAAUACCUAGCCCUAAUUGAUCAGAGGAAACAAAUGAGAUUCUGGUUUACUUUCAGAACAGAUUUUACCCAGAGCAUUCAAAUGAUGGCUGACCUGUAUUUUGUUUUGCAGUCAAACCGGGAAAACCGUGGACACCAGGAAUAUUUCUGGAAUGUUAUUGUGUUCCAAGAAAAUAGCCAAUCAGGCAUGAGAAAUUUAAACUGCAAGCAAGGUCAUUAUUAGUUUGUGGUGUUGUGGCCAGUUCGGGUGUGUUGAUCUUUGCUGUGAUUGAUCAUAACACAAUAAAUAUUCCUGAGAUAUUUCAAGUGUUCAUGGUUUUCCCGGUUGCACUGUAAAGUCCUCAUUUAAAAAAUAAGCAGUUUUACAGUCAGAUGGAGAAAAACCAGUCCAGACCAAUCCUAAAAGUUUGUUCUUGCAAAAUAAUAAUACAAAAUAAUAUUGCUGUUCACAAAAUUAAACUGCGACAAAAAUAACAUGUCAAAUGGUUGUUGACAAUAUUUCACAAUUUCUUUUUUUGUUUGUAUUGUAGUGUUGAUGUCUGCAGUGUUGAAGGAUUUUUAGGAUUCCUGUGAUGUCCAGGCUGAUGGAGGUAAGAAAAUUGAUUCUGUUAGUUACAGUUGUAUAGUGUUAGUUUAGUGAAGGUUGCUUGUUCUUGAUACAAUUGAAGGGUUUCCUGAAAAAAAGGUAUAAUUUGAUUAUCAAUAAAAGCAGAUUACACCCAUUUUUAAGGAAACCCUCCGAUUGUAUCUUUACUCUUAGAGCUAGCUGAAAGGUUUGAGGUUAAUGAGAAAAAUGUUUGAGUUGUGGUUCUGAAUUUGCUGUUGAAGAGGUAAUGAUCAGAUCAUGUCAGAGUCUUUGGACCAGUGAAGUUCUAAUUUUAGCCCAGGAUAUAAUGUAUCUGUUCCACCAACUGAUUUUCUUAAACAAGAAAUCAUUUCUUACACUAUGUAGCUUCACCCAGAUCAUUUACUUUGUGUUUAAUGGCAACAUACAGCUGUACUUCUGGAGGAAAUGCUAUGGUAGAUAGGGUUAUAUACAUUGUGCUUGAAAAUUUGAUCAUUACCCUUAAAACAACAGCAUUAUGCCUAAAAUAAAUUAUGCUCGAAAAGUAGCAUUUAAUGCUUCAAUGAUCUUGGCUGUAUUUAAAGCCCUUUUCCAUCCCCGCAGAUUUGAAUACAACAUUUUAUUGCAUCAAAUACAAUUUCAAACUGGCAGCCAUAAUGGGUAGACAAUUAACCCGUCGUAGCAGCCUAACAAAGUGAUGCAACGGUGCAACAAGACAUUGAAAGUAACUGAAUCAGCCUUUGAAUAUGUUAAUUCUCACUAAAAGCACUUGGAAGUAAAAAUGUCUCAGUACAGUUGUGGUAAUAUUAUUAUUAUUAUUAUUAUUAUUAUUAUUAUUAUUAUUAUUUUAUUAUCAUUCUCUUUAUGCUGAAAAGUGGCCAUUAUGCUGGUAUUACUUGAUGCUCCAACUAUAGCAUUAUGAACAAAAUAAUGCUGGCAUAAUGUACCUAACCAGGCUUAGUGGUGGACUUAAGCAUCCCUUUCAGGCAGGUUGGGGGCGAUGUGUGGAGUUCUCAUACUUCUUGGUGCUUCAUGCUUCACCAAUCAAGAUACGCCCUUACUGUGCAGGCCCUUUGGCUUGUUUUAAGUAUCUCCUCUCCCAUCCAUGGGAGGGGACUACCAUCAAAUCCAAAGAGGGGGAGGGGGUGGAGUUGUUAUAUUCCUUUCUUGUUGCUUCACACUUCACCAAUCAAGAUAAGCUCUUGCUGUGCAGGCCCUUUGGCUUGUUUUAAAUACCUGUCUUGUCCAUGGGAGUAGACCACCAUCCAAUCCAUUAAGGGGAGAGGGGGUGGGGGUGGGGGUGGAGUUGUAAUGUUCACUCCAUGGUGCUUCAUGCUUCACCAUUGCUUUCCAGGCCCUUUAGCUUGUUUUAGGUGCAUCUUUUGGAAUGUAGAAAAUGAACCACUAAGCUUGCUGACCCCACCCCCCCCCCCGACUCAAGAAAUUAUUUCUUAGUGUGGAACUCAGUCCAAGCACAUGCAGAAAGGUGUUUUUAACCCAUUCGCUCCUGGAGAUUUUGCCGAAAAACGCGUUUUGAAGCUAGUCGAGUGGUUUUCUGGUCACUGUCGUGCUAUAAAGAGCUAAAACUUACCACAAACCGGUUUACAGGUCGUACACUUGGCGGCCUUCUGAUCCAGAUGCAAAAUAUCAGCUUGCGAAGUUCGGGCAUGCGCAGAAAGCAAAAUUUCGAGGGGGUUUCAAAGUGACACAGCAGUCUUGACUUUUACUUUUUGCUUUCUAUCCUCCCUUCUUUUUUCGCUUUUCUUGCCUCAUUUUUUUUUUUUCUCUUUCUGGGCAUUUAGUAGGCUUCAUUUUGGUGGAAAGAGUUUUUAGGAAAGCUUUUAGGAUCUUAGGAUUAGGUGAAAGGAAAGGUAGGUGGGUAAUGGAACAAGAUUUUCAUGAGGAUUUUCAGGUCCUUGUCACGUGGUUUUUUGCUUCUUUCUCCGGUGUCCUUGACUGAAUUGUGCUCAUUCUGGUAUGGUUUGAAAGAUCUCUUCACUCUGCACAAGUUAGCGAAGAAAGUUGUCCUUGACUUUUAAAACUGAUGACGUCACAAAGGGUAGAAAGGACCUGGAUCCACACGGGCGGUUACGGGCGGUUCAGGGGCGAAUGGGUUAAGACACUCUUAGCAAAGUACCUCAUCUCAGUCAAAUUUACAUGAAAGACAAUUAUUAUUAUCCUUGAGUUUUUUAACUUACAUUGUGUAAUUACAGUUUGUAUGAAUUUAGUAACGCGUUGUUUAAGUAAACCCUUUAGUAAAUUAAUGUUACUCUUCUUUUAGGAUUUGUCAUCCUUUCCUAGCACCGCCUCUACAUCACAGGAAGACUAUGAAAGCAAUGUAGGAUCCACUUCUUCGAGGAAAUUAAACGUUACUCUGUUAAGCAGUGAAUGGAGGUCAACAAAAGGAGGCUUGUCGACCCUCAACCGAGAGCUGGCCAUUCAGUUGGCAAAACAUCCCAGUGUGGAAGUCAGUGUUUAUCUCCCUCAGUGCAGUGAGGAGGAUAAACGAGUUGCUGCAAGUCACAAUGUCCAUCUCAUUGAAGCAGAAGAAAGGCCAGGUUUUGACCCGGUGGACUGGCUGUCCUUUUUACCAAAAGACCAUGCUGUGGACUGUGUGAUAGGACAUGGAGCCAUUCUUGGUCGGCAAGUGCAGGGUAUAAAACGUGAUUGUUCUCGUUGUAAGUGGAUUCAGGUUGUUCAUACCGCUCCAGAGGAACUUGGAAUGUACAAAGAAUAUGACGAACGCAUUUCCAAAAGUCAAAAGAAACACCAAGUGGAGGUUGAACUCUGUAAACUGGCUGAUCAAGUCGUAGCAGUUGGACCCAAGCUAGCUGAUGCUUUCCAAGGUUAUCUCCGUUCGUGCGAAAAACAUCAAGAUGUUCUCAAUCUUACCCCAGGCAUUUUCUCUGAGUUUGCUGAUGUAAAGCAAGCCUCUCAAGAAAUAAGGUCGUUCAGUGUUUUGGUGUUUGGACGUGGCGACAGUGAAGAUUUUCAGCUGAAGGGGUAUGACAUUGCUGCCCAAGCCAUUACUGAUUUGAAAGACGUGACCUACAAACUUGUAUUUGUCGGAGCAACAAGUGGAGAAGAAGAGCAAGUAGCCGACUUGCUACUCAACCAAGGCAUAAAUCGCAGUCAACUGAGGGUACGUCGUUUUAAUGAAAGCAGAGAGCAGCUUGCCCGAUUGUUUUGUGAAGUAGAUCUUGCUAUAAUGCCAUCACGAACUGAGGGCUUUGGUCUUGCAGCCCUUGAGGCUUUAUCUGCUGGUCUACCUGUGCUUGUCAGUGGGAACUCUGGUCUUGGAGAAGCUUUGAAGAAAGUUCCUUUUGCUUCAAGUUGUGUGGUACAAUCAGAAGACCCUAAAGAUUGGGCCAAUGCAAUCAAAGCUGUUCGCGAGAAAGACCGAAAGUUGAGACUUCUGGAGAGCGAGAUUAUUCGAGAACAAUAUGCAAAUAUGUACACCUGGCAAGAUCACUGUAAUAGACUUGUGGAACGAAUGCUUGCCAUUUCUCAAGGUAACAGGUUCACUUUGAGAUUCAAAUUGGUAUUUUGUGUUGUGGACUGCUCACGUUAGAAAAUUAGGAAGUUUACGAAAUUACAACCUUGACAACAGUUAAAACCUCACUUCAUCACGAUUAUUCCAACUAGAACCCUUUCUAAAAAGGCGUGCAAAUUUUCCAAAAAUAACAAGGAAAAAAAAUGUUGUUGUGUUCUCGUGUUCUUCAGAAAAGCUAGAGCCGUGAAGCUUUCAGAAACCUCUAUUUUCAUUGGCCUUUGAAACACACUUGCUAGUGUUUUUAGUGCGAGAGACUUUCAUAAUUGAGUUAUUUAUCUAUAAGUAUUGUUAGCUGAUUAAAAGAUUUGUUUUGAGAGCUUCGUGGUUGAAUUAGGAAACUGCAAAGAAAUUUAUCAAAAAGUUUGCUGCAUGCAUAUGUGCACAGAACUCUUUUUUAAAGAAAAAACUGUCCCUUUUGUUGUCGCAGUAGUUUCGAAAGCCCGGUUUCCAUAUAAUCAUCCAGAUUACCUUCAUCUUAUUGCCAUCGAUUGAGUUAGGGUUUGGCAUCUUUAUUCCGCUUGCGGCCUUACAGCCCAAACAAAAACUAAAAAGUGCACAUGGAGUGAAGCAGUCACGCGCGAUUAAUCCUGCCAGCUACACAAGCUACAGAGUUAUUCUAAGGUUUAUCCAGUCCUAUGACUUUCAUCAUGCUGAAUUUUGAUACAUUGAAUCGGAGAGUAGGCUAUCGAAAAUGGCUUUGAACUCGUUAUUAACACUAACUUCCGUUCAAAUAACUGGCCUGUGACUUUGGUAAAGAAUGGCGUUACUAUUUUUUUGUAGGUCCUAAUGAAGAUGAGCAGCAUUUAUCUAAAGAAGCCUCUGUUAUAGGUCAAGAUGAAAAACCCUCUUCUUCAGAGAAAUCUCUCCAUAAAGGUAUCCUGGAAUCUUAGAUAUAUUACAUGUUAUAAUAUUAUUUACAAACUAAUUUAUUUCUAGUAGGAAAUGUACUGUAGUCUAAAAUAUUAUGAGCUUAACCUGUGAUGAAGCUUUCUUUUUAGGGGGAGAGAGAUAGCGUGAAAGUCGGGGGACAGGGAAAGGAAGAAAACUAACGUUUCUCCCUCACCAACAAAACAAACAGGGAAGAAGCACAGCCUGAUCGCAGGUUAACAAGUGCAGGUUGUGUGUUUUUUCGAAAUCUACAGUGUAACAACAACAAAAAAUUUUCUAGCCUGCAGUGCAGGCGUUUUCUUUGAGCGCUCAAUUUGCUCGUGAAAGUGCCAUGUUGAAACUUCCCGAAGAGAGGAGGAAAUAGGGCGAGUCAAAGGGAGCUGGGAGGGGGCGGGGAGAGAGAAGAGAAAACCCUCCCCCCUUUCCUUCUUUCGCCCUCACACCUACGAUAAGGGUUCAUAAAAUCAAAGAUGGCGGCAACAACAACAUUACGAACAUGAACAACGUUUCGCCCACCCAAAAUACACCUGCACUGCAGGCUAGGAAUUCUCGAAACACUGAACAAGACUCAUCUUAAAAGAGUCAAAACUCUUUAACACUGUUACUUCUUCAGUUGCUGAUAACAAGACUCGUUUCAGGAGAGCUUUGUCCGUUGAAAAAUACAGUUGCAUUUACAUGUACAACGUACACGUUUUACAACCUACAGUAAUGCUCCAUGAUGUAUGUGACAGAAGUCAGUGUUGAUCAUUUCAGUCACGAUGUGCAUCUUGUUUGGUAUUGGAUGCUGAAAUUCGAAUGUUUCAUUUCUAAUUUAAAUGUGGAUAAUUAACUUUUGGACACGGUUUAUGAAACUUCCACAUCCCUAAAUUUUUCUUAAUUUGGGGGCCUUAGACAGAUCUGUCCUUUAAUGAUGUUUUUCGCUUAAGCCUCAAGCAGGAUUAGUUGUCAGGUCAUGUAGCAUAAACCAUACUUUUAAAAAGAUGUUGUCUUUGGCACAGUUAUUUGAACAUGAGCCCAGUAAUUUAUUAUGAUGUUGGUAAUUGCCGGAUUUGAUUUCAGGCGCAGCAAAGAGACCAAGGUCCUCCAAAAAAGGCAAAAGGCCGUUAUCUUCAAGAAAUACUCCAGCCCCCAAACAUCCGAGACUGGUGGGAGAUGAAGGUAAAGUUUUUCUUUUUCUUUAUUGAGAGUUAGGGUUGGUAUCUUGUUGCAUGUAUAUGAGAGAAUAUGAUCAACUUUCUCAAUAUAGCAUAGAAGGGCCUUGCGUCGUCGGUCUUACAUUCCCUAACCACAGCUUCAUAACCUGCAUACCUGACGAAAUAUAGUGGUAAUGCUUGUGGUGUCGCGUAAGCUAAAUUCCUGCAAGCUAUGCAGGGGCUUAACCAUUUAGCAUCCGCCCGCGAGAAGUUGCGAAUCUAUUUCAAGCCUUCUCUUUUGCUCUCUUUGUUUUCCCUUUGCCUUUCAUUUACAUAGCCAGCCAGCUUUCUUGCCCACCAUAUCGUCUUUUUUCUGCAUGGAAUUGCGGCUGGCUAACUUUCUAGAAAAGAGGCAAAUUGAAUCUGCAAUCUGGAUUUCUCCCAAAAAUGUUACUUGGUUCUUUGUGUAUAAUAUUUUUGUCAGGAUUGGUCAGAAUUUCCAAAAUGAGGUAACUUGUGGAAAGAGCUAUCCUUGCUUAUGUUACUUCAUGCAAAUAUUAUAAUUUAAUAGGAGAAUUUAAAAUGGCCUUCCUUCUGACUGAGGUAAGAAGAACAUGAACAUCUUUAGGCUUGUUUUAUUGACAUAAAUUUCCUGAUCUUUUUGUUUCCAGCAGUUUGGGACAACUCGGUUGUGAAAUUGCUCAAAGCUGAAUACAAAAGGCGCUCUCAGUUAAGACCCCUUCUUUGGGACAACACCAUCGAGUUACCCCUAGAGAAUGUCUACACGAGACUGAAAAUCAUUUCACGACGAAAAUUGGCCAUCCAGAUAAAAGACGAUAGGGUGAAUGCUUUCAGCAUCUUCAAAGUUCCUUUUAAAGGUUCGGACAACACCAUCGAGUUACCCCUAGAAAGUGUCUACACGAGACUGAAAAUCGUUUCACGACGCAAAUUGGCCAUCCAGAUGAAAGACGAUAAGGUGAAUGCUUUCAGCAUCUUCAAAGCUCCUUUUAAAGGUUCGGAUGUCAUGACGCUAACAAGUGGAAGUUCAGAUAUGCACGUGGGCAAAAGUGAGGCAAAUGUGUUUGACGUCUUCACUGUUCCUGAUAAAGCUGAGGAUGUCCCGACGCCAGCAGAAAAAGGAAACGCACACUUACCGAGAGAAAAUGACGAGGUAAAUGUAUUUGAAAUCUUCAAGACUCUUGAAAAAGGUGAGGAUGUUAUGACGCUAGUAGAGGGAAGCCCCGGAAUCGGUAAAACUACGUUUUGCCUCAAACUUGCUUAUGACUGGCCACAUGGAAAAAUCCCAUCAGAGUGCUCUUUUCCCAAAUUUGAGUUUGUGUUGCUCCUCAAAUGUAGAGACAUUGAUGGAAAUAUAAUAGAUACCAUAAGGGAACAACUUCUCCCCAGAGAUAUCGACGAGGAGACUGUAGAGAAGUUUUUGCACUUCAUGAAGGACAUUCAUAACCAGGAGAAAAUUUUAAUCAUUUUGGAUGGUUUAGAUGAGCUGCCUGAAAAAUCUCAGUGUCAUGUGGAUGAGCUGCUUCACCGAAGAAUUUUACCUUUCUGUUAUGUUUUGGCUACUUCGCGACAAGAAAGAGGUAUUGAUGUACGAAAGAGAUUUGUCUUUGACAUUCAUUUGGAGAUCAAAGGAUUCACAGAAGGCGAUGCUUUUGAAUAUAUCAGAAAACAUUUCUCAAAUAUUGGUCGAGGACAUUCACCAAAGGGAGAGAGACUCAUAACAGAAAUAAAAGACAACAAGUUUUUGCAUGCUCUCCGAAGCAACCCCCUUAAUUUACUCCUUCUCUGUGUAAUCUAUGAGGAUUAUGAGGGAAAGCUGCCAUCAUCCCGUUCUAGGCUUUAUCAAGUUAUUGUCCUUUGCCUUUUAAGACGAUACUGCGCUAAACACAACCUGCAAGCCCCCGAAGGUGAUGACGAGUUAGAGAGGUAUUUUGAGAAGGACAUACUUGCACUAGGAGAGCUAGCUUGGAUGUGCCUGCUGAGUGGUCGUCAUGGUUUCCGUGAAAAUGAAUUAGCUGAGCUUGAAAGAAGAUACAAAGGAUUGGUAUCCCGUCACAUAGGCCUAGUUUACAAGGAAGAAAGUCUGAAGAGGUUAACACCUCAACAUGAGUACUACUUUCUUCACAAAAGCUUCCAAGAGUACUUGGCUGUGGUGUAUGUUUCGCACAAAUUAAGAAGAAAUCAAUUGAAUUUGUUUGAACAUUUAAGCUUCGAUGAUUUGGUGGGUAAAUAUCGUCAAGUCUUUCUUUUUGUGUCUGGUAUACUGGGGAUGGAUGCCAGUGUUCUAUUCGCCCAGAUUGGUGAGGAGCUGAAGAACCGGGGAGGAUGGAACUGGAACAAAUGCAGAGUAGAGAAGAAGACGCGAGGUGAUCUUCUUGAGCGUCUACAACUCUUUCUUGAAGAGCAUCUAGAACUCGUUUUUAAACGGGCAGGUUUGACAACAGCAACAUUCCUUACCGAAAGCUUCAAUGAAAGUGGACAUGCUGAAAAAAUGGCAGUUACUCUUUGUUCCUAUAUACCCUUCCCACAGCAAGUUGACGCUGACCUCUCCAGUGAGGAGACGUGCAAUAUAGUUCACGUUUUAGAGGCAUGCAAAAGCUUUCAUAAUUUACCGAAGCCAGUUAAACUUACCGUUCGUGCUAAAACGCAAGAUACAUGUCGCUAUCAGAGUAUUGCAGGGUACAUACAAUCCUGCCCAAAGACACAGAAACUUAGCCUUUUUACCCCUGUAGUUACAUUAGACCUAGCCAAGGCGCUAUGCGACGGCCUGUUUGGAAACACGACUUUAUCAGAGUUUACCCUACAAAUUUCUGACAGCAUCCCUUGCAAUGCAGCUGUUUUAAUCGGUGAAUUGUUGGCUGCACGCAGAUCCUUGAGAAAAAUAACGUUUCAACUUGACAGAGUGUGGGAUGAGAAUUGGGCCAGUGCUAUUGAACCAGCUUUGUUUGCGGACACUCCUUUGAAUUCUGUGGACCUCCAGGUUCGUGGAUCAUUGAGUGAUACUGCGGUCCAUGGUUUAGGAAAGCUUUUAUCAAAUAAAGCUUUGGCCUCAUUUUCCCUUAAUAUCUCUGGAGAUGUGCAGGAAUUUGUAACUGCUGUUAUUAGCAGAGAAAUUGCGCAACAAACCGCCCUCAAGUCAUUGGCUUUCAGCGUUGACGGCAACCUUAGUCUCUCUGGUGUGAAUGCUCUUCAAAACAGUCUUCUAGAAAAUCGUUCUUUAAGUGAUUUAGCAUUGACUCUCCGUGGAGAGAUUCCUGACAACUGGCAGUCUGUUGUGGAAAAUCUUUGUUCGGUAAAGAAGGGAUCAGUUAUCUGUACUUUUCAUCCAGACCCUGGCAGCAGUGUUACAUGUAAUCAAGUGGUACAUUUUCGUCCUGCUAUGGUCGAGAUGGGGUUAGAAACAAAACAACACUUUACUGUAGUUCUUUGGGGAGAGUUGAAGUGUGGUGGAGCAGAAGAUUUAUGUAAGAUCUUGGUGCGUGUUCCCCUCACAAGCCUGGCUCUGAAAGUGCAUGGAAAAUUAAGUGGUGGUGUUGCUAAUAUUAUUAAAAGAUAUAUCGGACGACAAAAUACACUAUCCGCCCUGACAAUUGAUACUUGGAGAAAGUUGGCCCCGGGGACAGGAACCCUACUUCAGGAACUAUCAGAUAAAAACGUAACUGUUCAAGUAAAAGAGCAUGGCGUCUCUGUUGUUCCUAAGGAAGCGUGUAAUGCUCUUGAUGUCUCUAUUGACAAUCCUGCAUCGCUGACACCAAUGUUCUCUGAAGUUAAGAAUACCAGAAAGGAGAGAAUCAAUCUUAAAAUAAUUAACCACGAUGAAGUAAUUAGUGACUGGCCACGUCUGCUAGGUGAUGCUUUGGCAGAAAACACAUCGCUUACUACGCUGGAUCUUACAGUGAUCAACUACACAAUGAAUCCAGGAAUAGGGAAAGACCUCGGGGAUAGUUUGCUGCGAAGUUCUUCAUUGACAGUUUUAAGUCUUACAAUCAGAAACUACAGUAACAUGGGAGAAGGCUGGGAAUGCACGUUGGUCAACACCUUGGCUAAAAUGGCGUCAUUAACUACACUUAGUCUCUCAAUUGACGAUCGUGGCGAGGUGAGGAAAUUUGAAGAAGAUUUGAUGCCAGUGAGGUCCUUGUCUACACUUUCCGUUGUAAUCAACACUGGUAAGUUAACUGACUUUUGGUUUGAAUUUCUGAGAAAAUGUUUGGAGGAAUGCAAUUCACUAAAUAAACUCUGCCUUACAAGCAACACCUACUGCGAUUCAAGAGAAAUGCCCCUGACCUUCGGGCAUAUUGAAAGUCUCAUGUUUGGACUGGCAGGUACCACAUCAUUAAAGGAACUAAACAUGACAAUUAACAGCAUUACCUUUACUGAUUCCUCGAUAACCUCCUUCACUGAUUAUGAAUACUUGAACUUUGUAGUGUGGGUUCGUUCUCUGAAAAGGGGUUUAGCGAAAAACAAGUCAUUAACUACACUCAUUCUGACAGUAAAUGACUACACUGAAGCUGAGAAGCAUGGCGAUUGGUCUCAUCUAUUGAGACAGGAAAUGUUUCCAGAAAACUCGUCAUUGACUGAACUCAAUCUGACAGUCAACAUCCGCAGUGAAGUAAGUGAAGACUGGUUACCAAUUUUUUGUGACUAUUUAAUGAUGAAUUGCUCCUCCCUGAGAACAGUGAGAUUACAAGUCAACAACCUUUGUGCUACAAGCAAUAGUCGUAUAUAUGACUUAAGCAAACUUCGGUUAAAAUACCGAUCAUUAUCGACAUUUGAACUCUCGGUAACUUUCUAUGGAGAGUAA